AUGGCAAUCCUCAUCGCCAAGAGGGAUGUGCGGCAGCUAGACUCGUCUACAGCACCUAUAUCAAUGCCGCCAGCCCGGACGGAGUGCUCGGUGGCCUCGCCGAUGACCUCGAUGGAGGAUUUUGACGUCUUUGAGGAGCACCUAUUAGACGCAAAUUAUUGGCAGCAGGCGCCGCCUGCUGACACAAUUCAAUCUAAAAGGUGUCUACAAUCAGCGAAAUCUUCGGCCCACAAGAGCAUACGCUCUGCUGGAAGAUGUUUUUUUGGAACGUGGGCGGAGACCCACCCCACACGGCCAACGGACUUCGAGGAGGCCGUCCGCUCCUUGUUGAAAUCUGCAGUUGCGAAACACCAUCGCCUACAGAAACUGGAGGAUCGCAUUGCUGAACUUCGCAGUGCCACUGAAUAG
Dibothriocephalus latus is the source of this 408-nucleotide messenger RNA. NCBI's taxonomy places the organism in Eukaryota, Metazoa, Platyhelminthes, Cestoda, Diphyllobothriidea, Diphyllobothriidae. The record is from the annotation of a GenBank genome assembly.